This is a messenger RNA of Stereum hirsutum FP-91666 SS1, 1253 nucleotides long. Its product is annotated as thioredoxin-like protein. The coding region runs from base 216 to 1028 and encodes 270 amino acids. Gene Ontology annotation, biological process: cellular response to oxidative stress; cell redox homeostasis. The transcript is spliced from 6 exons. Gene Ontology annotation, molecular function: thioredoxin peroxidase activity. Lineage: Eukaryota; Fungi; Basidiomycota; Agaricomycetes; Russulales; Stereaceae. The record is from RefSeq and is a predicted model, not a curated record. Gene Ontology annotation, cellular component: cytoplasm.
GAAUGUUUCGCUCAAUUACCCCGGUCUUGGGAACGUGUGAGGGCCUACUAGCGAACACGUCUUGACACCACUCUCGGAAGAAUGUUCACAUCCACGGCUCUCCUCAGCCUCCCGGCCCCUGAGCCUUGCUUCAUAAGUCCUCCGAGCGCACACAACCACCACUACACAUCCGAAUCCAGACCCUUCUGUCAAAGUAGUCCCUUGUCCUCUUGGGAAUGUCGUCGAGCGUCAUGAAUAUUAUCAUGCGAAGGUCCGACACGUAUGGGGCUCGCGGCCGGACGCCGAUUGCGCAACUAAGGAGCCGUAUUGGCCAGGGACUGAGCGUGAAGCUGACUGACCCGUCCCGCUCUCUCUGUCUUGCCUCCCACCAUCUCCACGCUCGUCUCGACAAGGAUUCCCAUCGAUACCGAUACCCGAGUCUGAAUUCGAGAUUCAUAUCCUCUGAUAAACCUGGACUCGCGUCCGCUGCGUCACUCAACUCCAAACUCCGAGCUUUUACUACAACAACCAUCAAAGCCAUGUCUAACCCCGUUGUAACUGAGGAGAACCCUGCCGGUCUCAAGCCCAUCGACAUUGGCGACACGCUGCCCACUCUCGUCCUGAGGAACGAGAAGGACGAGGAGUUUGAUGUAUCGACUGUUGCGAAGACGAAGGGUGCGAUCAUCUUCCUUGUCCCUAAGGUCAACACGGGUGGAUGCACCAUCCAAGCCUGCGGGUUCCGCGACAGUUACCCUCAAUACACCGGCAUCGACUACGAGAUCUACUGCCUGAGCGCCGACCCUCCCUCUGAGCAGACCAGCUGGCAGAGUGAUCAAAAGCUGCCAUACCCCCUGAUCUCCGAUCCCGACAGGAUCCUGAUCAACGCCCUCGGAGCUGGCGAAGGCGGCAAGACGAACAGGAGCCACUUCAUCUUCGAGAAGGGCACCGGCAAGCUCAUCGACAAGAAGAUCCCCGUUACUCCUACUGAUAGCCCCAAGCUCGCCCUGGAGUUCAUCAAGAAGUAUGAGAGCAGCAAGUCGAGCUUGUGAUCCUUCGUAUGCAUAAGGGAAUGGUGGAACGCUUGGCAGUCUUGUAACGAUAAUUGCACGCUUUACGUGAUGUUGUGUGAAAUGUAGAAUUUUUGAGAAUUGAAUUCUUCGAGCUCGAGGAACAUGGGCUGUGGCUUGGUUGUGGCCCACCGGGUGGCGCAUACUGUAUUUAGGCGCCGGCGUCGUUGGUGUGAUGGGGUGUCUCUUCGUCGUUCUAAUAUAUUG